AUGUCCACUAAUCCAGUGUACUUAGUAGUGCACGCAACCGGAGGAAAACCCUUUGCUAAAGCUUCUCCUUUCUUGAUUCAAAAAUUGUUUGAAUCUACCAUUGGACAGUUGAAAAAAAUACAAAAAUUAAGAUCAGGAGAUUUACUGGUGGAAACAGCUUCCCCACAACAAUCGGCAAAACUUCUGGAAACAAAGAUUCUAGGAGAAAUGGAAGUCACUGUCAUUCCACAUGCGAGCCAAAACUCAUCACGUGGGGUAAUAUCUGAGAUCGAUCUGAUAUGUGAAGAUGAAUCAGAUAUUCAGAUUGGCCUUUCAGAUCAAAAAGUCACUGCUGUCCGACGCAUUUCCAUUCGUUGA
Molecule: messenger RNA, 357 nt
Organism: Centruroides sculpturatus (bark scorpion)
Lineage: Eukaryota; Metazoa; Arthropoda; Arachnida; Scorpiones; Buthidae
Exons: 1
Coding region: 1-357 (118 amino acids)
Source: RefSeq, a predicted model, not a curated record